GCCAUACACAGACAUGGCACUUUUGUCUUCAGAAUAAUGUCACCCAGGCCCCUUUUGUGUUUUCUGCACUCCUGAAAGAUCUAGUACCUGAUCUAGGCUCUGGCUUUCCCUCAGCCUUGGAGAAAGAGGAGAAGGUCUAUUUGGGGACUGUUUGCUGUGACCAUAAAUUCCUGAACAUUUGCCUUGAACAUGAGCACUCGAAGAGAAGAAUCACAGGACCGGGCCAUCGUCAGAAUAGCAGCUCAUCUACCAGACCUCAUUGUCUAUGGAGACUUCUCUCCAGAGCGACCCUCUGUGGAUUAUUUUGAUGGGGUCCUGAUGUUUGUUGAUAUUUCAGGUUUUACUGCAAUGACUGAGAAGUUCAGCACAGCCAUGUACAUGGACCGAGGGGCUGAGCAGUUGGUGGAGAUCCUCAACCACUACAUCAGUGCAAUAGUGGAGAAAGUGUUGAUUUUUGGAGGAGACAUCUUAAAAUUUGCAGGUGAUGCGCUGCUAGCCCUGUGGAAGGUGGAGCGAAGGCAACUGAAAAACAUUAUCACGGUGGUAAUUAAAUGUAGCCUGGAGAUCCAUGGAUUGUUUGAGACGCAGGAGUCUGAAGAAGGCCUGGAUGUCCGAGUCAAGAUCGCCCUGGCUGCAGGCCACAUCACCAUGUUGGUCUUCGGAGAUGAAACACGCAGCUUCUUUCUGGUGAUCGGGCAGGCGGUGGAUGAUGUGCGCCUGGCACAGAACAUGGCGCAGAUGAACGAUGUCAUUCUGUCCCCAAACUGCUGGCAGCUCUGCGACCGGAGCAUGAUCGAAAUUGAGAGAAUUCCAGAUCAGAGAGCAGUCAAGGUUAAUUUCUUAAAACCACCUUCUACUUUUAACUUUGAUGAAUUUUUCACAAAGUGUAUGACUUUCAUGAAUUAUUACCCUUCUGGUGACCACAAAAACCUCCUGAGGCUUGCAUGCAUGCUGGAGUCUGACCCUGAGCUGGAGUUGUCCCUACAAAAGUAUGUGAUGGAAAGCAUAUUGAAGCAGAUUGAUGACAAACAGCUUCGGGGUUAUUUGUCUGAGCUUCGCCCAGUGACAAUUGUGUUCGUGAACCUGAUGUUUAAGGACCAAGACAAAGCAGAAGUCAUAGGCUCGGCCAUCCAGGAUGCCUGUGUGCACAUCAAUUCUGUCCUGAGGGUCUUCCGAGGCCAAAUCAAUAAAGUCUUCAUGUUUGACAAGGGCUGCUCCUUCCUCUGUGUCUUUGGUUUCCCCGGGGAAAAGGCUCCUGAUGAGGUCACUCAUGCCUUGGAGAGUGCUGUGGAUAUAUUUGACUUCUGCUCUCAGGUUCACAAAAUUCAUACCGUCUCCAUCGGCGUGGCCAGUGGGAUUGUCUUCUGUGGCAUCGUUGGACACUCUGUGAGACAUGAGUACACAGUAAUCGGUCAAAAAGUCAACAUAGCUGCCAGGAUGAUGAUGUACUACCCAGGGAUCGUGACAUGUGACUCCGUCACCUACAAUGGUAGCAACCUACCAGCCUACUUUUUCAAAGAACUUCCAAAGAAGGUCAUGAAGGGUGUUGCAGAUUCUGGACCGGUCUAUCAGUGUUUGGGACUUAAUGAGAAAGUCAUGUUUGGUAUGGCAUACCUCAUCUGCAACAGAAAUGAGGGCUACCCUUUGCUGGGACGUGAUAAGGAGAUCAAAUACUUCAUGUGUACUAUGAAGGAAUUUUUGAUGUCCAACUGCAGCCGAGUCCUAAUGUACGAAGGAUUAUCAGGAUAUGGAAAAAGCCAGAUACUUAUGGAAAUUGAGUAUCUGGCCCAAGGUGAGAACCACAGGACUAUUGCUAUCGCGUUGACUAAGAUAAGCUUCCAUCAGAAUUUCUAUACCAUCCAGAUACUCAUGGCCAAUGUCCUGGGUCUGGAUACUUGUAAACAUUAUAAAGAACGACAGACCAACCUUCAAAAUAAAGUCAAGACUCUGUUGGAUGAGAAGUUCCACUGUCUCCUGAAUGACAUCUUCCACGUCCAGUUCCCUAUUUCACGAGAGGUUUCCAAGAUGACCACCUUAAAAAAGCAAAAGCAGUUGGAAGCAUUGUUUAUGAAGAUCUUGGAGCAAACAGUGAAAGAGGAAAGGAUUAUUUUCAUCAUCGAUGAGGGCCAGUUUAUUGACUCAGCCUCCUGGGCCUUUAUGGAGAAGCUGAUCCGGACAGUUCCUAUCUUCAUCAUCAUGUCCCUGUCUCCCUUCACUGACAUACCCUGUGCAGCGGCCAGGACCAUAAUGAAGAACAGACACACCACCUACGUCACCCUUGGAGCCGUGCAGCCUAAGGACAUCCGCAACAAGGUCUGCCUAGACCUCAACGUCAGGGGCAUCCCCAAAGAACUGGACACGUACCUGGUGGAGGGAAGCUGUGGGAUUCCAUUUUACUGUGAAGAAUUGCUAAAAAACCUUGACCAUCACAGGGUACUUGUUUUCCAACCGAUGGAGUCUGAGGAAAAGACCAAUAUGACCUGGAAUAACCUGUUCAAGAAUUUUAGUAGGCCAACCGAGGAAUUAAAAAUAUUUACUCCUAAUAAUGAGGAGGGAAUUGAAGAAGUCUGUAAUCUCGCCAGUGGUGUCAGAUUGAAAAACCUGUCACCGCCAGCAUCAUUAAAAGAAAUCUCUCUGGUUCAGCUGGAUAGCAUGAGCCUUUCCCACCAGAUGUUGGUGAGAUGUGCUGCCAUUAUCGGCCUGACCUUCACCACGGAAUUGUUGUUCGAGGUUCUGCCUUGUUGGAACAUGAAGAUGAUGAUCAAGGCCCUGGCGACUCUAGUGGAAUCCAACGUCUUUGAUUGUUUCCGGAAUGGCAAGGAGCUCCGAACAGCCCUAAAACAGAAUGCGGCCUCGUUUGAGGUGAAUUAUCGCUCGCUGUCUCUGAAGCCCAGUGAGGGAAUGGCUCAUGGUGAGGAGGAAGAGCUCCACGAGCUGGAAAGCGAGGUCAUCGAGUGCCACAUCAUUCGAUUUUGCAGGCCUAUGAUGCAGAAAACAGCCUAUGAACUGUGGCUGAAGGACCAGAAGAAAGCCAUGCACUUGAAAUGUGCCCGCUUUUUAGAGGAAAAUGCACACAGAUGUGACCAUUGCCAAAGUGGGGACUUCAUCCCCUACCACCACUUCACAGUGAACAUUCGCCUCAACAGUUUGGACAUGGAUACCAUUAAGAAGAUGGCUAAGUCCCACGGAUUUAAAACUGAAGAAGAGACCACCUUUUCCAAAAUAGAGAUUCAUAAGAAAUCUGAGAUAUUUCCUGAAAAUCUCAGUCCUGAAGAAAUAAGAGAAAAGAUCUUGAGUUUCUUUGAUGUCAUUAUAACAAAAAUGAGGACGUCUGAGGAAGACAUCAUUCCUCUGGAAUCUUGCCAGUGUGAGGAGAUCGUAGAGAUGGUCAUCAUGCCUCUGGCCCACCAUUUUCUGGCUUUGGGAGAAAACAACAAAGCCUUAUAUUACUUCCUAGAAAUUACAUCUGCUUAUCUCAUCUUGGGUGAUAAUUAUAUGGCAUACAUAUAUUUGAACGAGGGAGAGAGGUUGCUGAAAAUGCUCAAGGACGACAAAUCCUGGAGUCAUACUUUUGAGUCUGCUACCUUUUACAGCCUCAAAGGUCAGGUCUGUUUCAACAUGGGCCAGAUGGUGCUUGCCAAGAAAAUGCUGCGGAAGGCACUGAAGCUGCUCAACAGAAUCUUUCCUUACAACUUAAUCUCCCUGUUUCUUCACACCCACAUUGAGAAAAACAGACACUUUUACUAUGUGAAUCAACAGGCCCAAGAGAGCUCACCUCCAGGGAAGAGGAGGCUGGCGCAACUCUACAGGCAAAUCGCGUGCUUCUCCUUGCUGUGGCAGAUCUAUAGCUUAAAUUAUUUUUUCCACUACAAGUAUUAUGGCCAUCUGGCAGCUAUGAUGCAAGUGAAUACGGCCCUGGAAACUCAAGAUGAUUUUCAGAUCAUCAAGGCCUACCUGGACUAUUCACUGCACCACCAGCUGGCCGGCUACCAGGGCGUGUGGUUCAAAUAUGAAAUCAUGGCCAUGGAACACAUCUUCAACCUCCCCCUGAAAGGCGCGGGCAUUGAAAUCGUGUCAUAUGUGGCUGAUACACUGGGCUAUACCAAGCUUUUAAUGGGUCACUUGGACUUGGCCAUUGACUUAGGCUAUCGAGCCCACAGGAUGUGGGCUCUGCUCCGGAAUCCCAACAGACACUACAUGGUCCUCUGCUGGCUUAGUAAAUCUCUCUUCUUGAAAAACAGGUAUUUACAAUUGAUCCAGGUGUUGGGGUGGCUGUGGGACCUUUCUAUAACAGAAGAGCACAUCUUCAGCAAGGCAUUCUUCUAUUUUGUCUGCCUGGACAUCAUGCUUUAUUCUGGCUUUGUUUAUAAGACAUUUGAAGAAUGUUUGGAAUUCAUAUACCAAAAUGAAGACAACAGAAUCCUCAAAUUCCAAAGUGGAAUCCUCCUGGGACUCUAUUCCUGUGUAGCUGUCUGGUAUGCCAGGCGUCAGGAAUGGGACAACUUCCACAUAUUUUCCAGUAGAGCUAAAAACCUAGUGCCCAGAAGAACCCCAACAGCUCUCUACUAUGAAGGAAUCUGUAGGUACAUGGAGGGAGAAGUUCUCUACCUUCAGAAGCAGAUCGAGGGUCAAUCUGAGAAUGCUCAAGACAGUGGAGUCGAGCUACUCAAGAACUUGGAGAGUCUGGUGGCUCAGAAUACCACUGGCCCUGUCUUCUACCCGAGGCUCUACCACCUGAUGGCCUAUGUCUGCAUACUAAUGGGAGACGGGCAGAACUGUGACCUCUUCCUGAACACAGCCUUACAGUUCUCCGAAACACAGGGGAAUAUGCUGGAGAAAUGCUGGCUGAACAUGAGCAAAGAAUGGUGGUACUCAAGCUCUGAGUUAACAGAAGACCAAUGGCUUCAAACCAUCUCGAGUCUCCCAUCAUGGGAAACAGUUGUAUCCGGCAAGGUAAACAUGCAGGAUAUUCAAAGAAACAAAUUCCUGAUGAGAGUUAAUAUCCUGGACAAUCCUUUCUAACAUUUCAUGAAAGAGAACAAAGAUUUCAGGAAGACUCCUCCUCUUGCAAUUACCCAUUAUUACCCUUUCUCUGUAGCUGGCACCCUCCAGGUUCCCGCAUAUUCUCUUCCCUUCCAGACACAGAACCAACUACGUUGGUUUCUUCCCUCCCUUUCUGGAGGGUCAGAAAGGGUCAGCGGGGUCAUGCGUACUCUCUCCUCACUUCACAUAAACUCCUUGCCUCUCAUUUUCAGCUUGACCUGUUCAUUUCGGCCCAUGCACAAUGUCUGUCCUGGGGAAAAAUAUCAAUAUCAAAAUGGUACACUUUGUGGCAGAUACAAUUUCUAGUGAAUCUAUUAAACCGAAAAUGUUUAUUUUUA
This is a messenger RNA of Neomonachus schauinslandi (Hawaiian monk seal), 5381 nucleotides long. It is a transcript of the gene ADCY10, whose product is annotated as adenylate cyclase 10. The transcript has 33 exons. Gene Ontology annotation, cellular component: cytoplasm. Gene Ontology annotation, biological process: cyclic nucleotide biosynthetic process; intracellular signal transduction. NCBI's taxonomy places the organism in Eukaryota, Metazoa, Chordata, Mammalia, Carnivora, Phocidae. Bases 190 to 5022 code for a protein of 1610 amino acids. Gene Ontology annotation, molecular function: adenylate cyclase activity. The record is from RefSeq and is a predicted model, not a curated record.